AUGGGCGGCGCGAAAUCCGCCACGGUGACGAUUUCGCCGGGCGUUGAGAUGCCGACGGUGGCGUUUGGGACGUUUAAGCUUCGCGGCGACGCGUGCCGCGACGCCGUGCGGGAGGCGCUGAUGGUGGGCUUUCGCGCCGUCGACACGGCGAGUUGUUACCGCAACGAAGACGCCGUCGCGGACGCGUUGAAGAGCGCGCCGAGAAACGUUUGUGACGAAACGUGGAUUACGACGAAAUUAGCGCCGGAUGAGAUGACGAGCGAAGAGGCGACAAAUCGCGCGAUCGAUGGGAUGGUGGCGCGGUUGGGACGGGCGCCGGAUUUGUUGCUCGUCCACUGGCCUGGACGAUCGAAGGCGGCGCCCGAGAGCGACGCGCACGGUGAAGCGCGCAAAAGGACGUGGCGAUGCAUGGAAAACGCGUUAAGAAAUCACAAGUGCCGCGCGAUCGGGACUUCAAACUACGAGAUCGCGCACAUGCGCGAAUUGCUGUCGUAUUGCGACGUUCCGCCGGCGGUGAAUCAAAUCGAGAUCCAUCCGGCGUACCCGAACACCGAAGUCCGCGCGUACUGCGCGUCUCUCGUGCCUCGCGUGCACACGGUUGGAUACUCACCGCUCGGUGUCGGUGAGUUGCUCGAUCAUCCAAGCGUGCGGGCGUUUGCCGACGCCAUCGGUCUCGCCCCGGCGCCUGCGCUGAUUCGAUGGACGCUCUCAAACGAUUGCUCCGUCGUCGUCAAAUCCAGCUCGCGCGCGCACACCGAGGAAAACCUCACCGCCCUCUCCUCCACGCACACCGACGACGAUACCAUCGCACAUCACGCCGCCAUCCUCGAGCGCGCGUUCUCGAGUCAUCACAAAAAGUUUUGUUGGGAUCCGCGCGUCGUGCGCUGA
Molecule: messenger RNA, 888 nt
Organism: Ostreococcus lucimarinus CCE9901
Lineage: Eukaryota; Viridiplantae; Chlorophyta; Mamiellophyceae; Mamiellales; Bathycoccaceae
Exons: 1
Coding region: 1-888 (295 amino acids)
Molecular function (GO): oxidoreductase activity
Source: RefSeq, a predicted model, not a curated record